This is a messenger RNA of Alternaria rosae, 989 nucleotides long. RefSeq lists its product as uncharacterized. NCBI's taxonomy places the organism in Eukaryota, Fungi, Ascomycota, Dothideomycetes, Pleosporales, Pleosporaceae. The transcript is spliced from 2 exons. Bases 340 to 609 code for a protein of 89 amino acids. The record is from RefSeq and is a predicted model, not a curated record.
GCGUUCGGCUGUCCAUAUGCCGAGGCUGAUCGGCGCCGAACAACCGCGCACCUCGUCUAAAGACCAUUGACUUUGGAACGUCAUGUGAGGGGUGUAGAGUGCCAAGUUCGUCAAAAGUGUGGUGUUUGGUCCGGAGGAUAGAAGAUCGCGAAUGGAAGGAGUCUUACGAGUGCAGAAGGAGUGAUGUGGCUUCACAUAUAGAAAGCUUGAUCUUUCGGUCCAGCGGCGCGAGACAUACACCAUCGCAGCCAGUGGACUUGCGAUGCUGGCGUGAUUUGACACGCGUUCUGCUAUUCCCGUCGUCUCUAGAGACAUCUAUGCAUAAUUUCAGUCUUCGCUAUGCCAAAAAUUCUAAUUUUCAGUCAUCUCUCAAUAUGUCUAGUCCGUUCCUUCAUCCCUCCCGCACACGACAUCAAAGCGCGAAAGGAAACACCCAACAAUCGCAAUCUUCAUCAACCGCCUGCCCGUCAAGCACACGAGACCUUUCUUCCUAGCAAGCCCUUCUCAUCUAUAGAUCUCUCCCUACCGUACCCUAUUCUUCCCUUUUCUCCACAUCGACUACUCCCAUCAACACACAUCUCUGGGGUGUGCAUUACACCAGCGCUAUGACCAGGACCGUCGGAAGCCCAAAGGGUGAGCACGGUAGUAAAAGCUCAUGGCGGGAAGCUCUUGACAGACCCGGUUGGCAGAGCGGUGGGGCUACUGACACAACUGCGAGCUUAUGGUGGUUCUCAGAGAAGAACGGUUGAUUGCCAACAUCAUUCGUGGAAGCUGCGUCAAGAUAAGAAGGCUGGGAUAAGACUCCUCCCAAAGUUGGAGCUUCUUAACGGAAGCGGUUGGAGGAGCGGUGGGACCCUCAAUAUUCGAUUCUUUUCGUUGGUUACCUUGACUUGUCUGGGGCACUGAAGAAGAGAGAGCGGUUGCGUUAAUGUACAGCGUUGUCGAUGUAAGGGAUGUCCACGUAGCGAAUACAAACAAGGAAGAGGAGU